This is a messenger RNA of Vigna unguiculata (cowpea), 2865 nucleotides long. RefSeq names its product Vps52 / Sac2 family (gene POK). Gene Ontology annotation, molecular function: syntaxin binding. Gene Ontology annotation, cellular component: GARP complex. Gene Ontology annotation, biological process: retrograde transport, endosome to Golgi; Golgi to vacuole transport; endocytic recycling. The record is from RefSeq and is a predicted model, not a curated record. NCBI's taxonomy places the organism in Eukaryota, Viridiplantae, Streptophyta, Magnoliopsida, Fabales, Fabaceae.
CAUACAAAUAAUAUGGUAAUUUUAAUUCAUUUGGUUCCCCAAUCACAUUCUCUUUCAUUUUGUUUGGACUGGUAUCGGUAAAGGUUAGUUGUUUCGUGUCGUCGUGGAUCCGUUCAGAUCUCAUUCAAUCCAAGCAUCGAUGUGUCUGCAUUUCAUCUUGACGAUGCAUUGUUGAACCUCAACCUGCGCUUCUUCUAAUCCAGUUAUCGUUCUUCCGUACACUUCACACUUUCGUCAACAAUGGCGGAUGUUGCCGGAGUCACAGUGAGUCCCUCUAUUGGCGAAACCAGCGAUGCACAAAAGAAUGUGUUCGAUUUGGGAGCAUUUGUUGGUGACCUAACUUUGGAAGAGGAUCCGAGCAGCGAUGAUAUAUCGUUGGAAGGACUAGAGCAGGAACUGGAAGAGUGUAGGAACAAUGAUGUAGUUGCUAAUAUACUUUCUAAAGGUACCAAACUUAGGGACUACACGAAAGGAGUAGAGAACGAUUUGCGUAAAGUUGAAUUGGAUUCAAUUCAGGAUUACAUUAAAGAAAGUGAUAAUCUAGUCUCUCUUCAUGAUCAAAUUCGUGAUUGUGAUAGUAUUUUGUCACAGAUGGAAACUCUUCUAAGUGGAUUUCAGGCUGAAAUUGGUUCCAUUAGUUCAGACAUAAGGAUACUCCAGGAGAAGUCUAUGGAUAUGAGUUUGAGACUUAAGAAUCGCAAGGUGGCUGAAUCCAAAUUGGCUAAGUUUGUGGAGGACAUAAUAGUGCCUCCUAGGAUGGUUGAUGUUCUUGUUGAUGGAGAGGUCAAUGAAGAAUAUAUGAGAACACUAGAGAUUCUCAGUAAAAAACUGAAGUUUAUAGAAGUAGAUCCAAUGGUUAAAGCUUCAAAAGCUCUAAAAGAUGUUCAACCUGAGCUUGAGAAGCUCAGGCAGAAAGCAGUUUCAAAGGUGUUUGACUUUAUUGUUCAGAAACUUUAUGCACUGAGAAAACCCAAAACCAAUAUCCAAAUACUUCAACAAAAUGUCCUUUUGAAAUACAAGUAUGUUGUUACCUUCCUCAACGAACACGGCAAGGAAAUAUACAAUGAAGUUCGUGCUGCGUACAUUGAUACAAUGAAUAAGGUUCUUAGUGCUCAUUUUCGUGCUUAUAUACAAGCAUUGGAGAAAUUACAAUUGGAUAUAGCAACAUAUAAUGAUUUAAUUGGUGUAGAGACAAGAAGCAGUGGUCUAUUCACCAGAGCAAGGGAACCGCUGAAGAAUCGAUCUGCGGUAUUCGCACUUGGGGAUAGAAUUAAUAUAUUGAAGGAAAUUGAGGAACCUGCAUUAAUUCCACAUAUAGCUGAAGCAAGCUCCAUUAAAUACCCAUAUGAGCAACUGUUCAGGAGCUUGCAGAAACUGCUUAUGGAUACUGCUACUUCAGAAUAUAAUUUCUGUGAUGAUUUCUUUGGAGAAAAACCUAUAUUCUAUGAAAUUUUUGCAGGUCCAUUUGGCGUCAUUGAUGAGCACUUCAAUUCAGUACUUCCAAAUUGUUAUGAUGCUAUUGGCCUCAUGCUUAUGAUUCAAAUAAUACACAAGCAUCAGCUCAUCAUGUCUCGGAGACGGAUUCCAUGCCUGGAUUCAUAUUUAGACAAGGUCAAUAUAUCCUUGUGGCCUAGAUUUAAAUUGGUAUUUGACAUGCACCUCAACAGCUUGCGUAAUGCAAAUGUGAAGACAUUAUGGGAAGACGAUGUUCAUCCUCACUAUGUCAUGAGGCGAUAUGCUGAGUUUACUGCUUCUCUUAUCCACUUAAACGCUGAAUGUGGAGAUGGUCAGCUUGAUUUGAAUUUGGAACGACUUAGAAUGGCUGUUGAUGACUUACUUAUCAAGCUUGCGAAGAACUUCGCAAAACAAAAACUACAAACAGUGUUUCUUAUAAACAACUAUGAUAUGACAAUUACAGUUUUGAAGGAAGCAGGACCUGAAGGUGGAAAGAUUCAAAUGCACUUUGAAGAACUACUGAAGAGCAAUACAACAAUAUUUGUGGAAGAACUGCUUCAAGAGCAUUUUAAUAGUUUGAUCAAGUUUGUAAAGUCUAGAGCUUGUAAGUAUCACAACAAGGACAAUGUAUUGUUUUUUAUCUCAAUUUUGAAAUAUACGGGCUUGAUUGUGUGUAAUUUUUCAGCCGAGGACCCAACAUCAGGUCCAGAUAAACCUAUAACUGUCGCCGAAGUCGAGCCGCUAGUGAAGGAUUUUGCGAGUAGGUGGAAGGCUGCAAUCGAGCUGAUGCAUAAAGACGUUAUUACUUCUUUCAGCAACUUCUUGUGUGGUAUGGAGAUCUUAAGGGCUGCGUUGACUCAAUUGUUGCUCUAUUACACAAGACUCUCGGAUUGCAUUAAGAGGAUCGUGGGUGGAUCUGCAUUGAACAAGGAUCUUGUUUCCAUAUCUUCAAUCAUGUACGAAAUUAGGAAAUACUCGCGGACUUUCUAAUCUCUUCAGGAUGUCAUUGUUAUGUACUGGGUCUAAAUCACAAUCAAUGAUAUUCCUUUUAAUAUUAUGCCAAAAAAAAAAACAUUUUUGUAUCCUUUCAAUGAAAGAUAGCUUUGCUUCUUUCGGGACGCCCAAACAUGGGCACUUUUUGGUGCAACCUAUUUGGGAAUUACAGAAGUACAGAUAAUAUAGGUUCAAAGCUCACCAUUGUUGUAUCAUGGCAAACGCAUCAGUUGUUCAUGUGUGGUUUUUUAUACUGAGUAAAUUCUUGUAGAUUUUCUUUUCUUCUUUUCAAAACCUUGAUUUAAGCAUUCUCAAUAGAAAGCUGAUCAAACUAGAUGUAAUAAUAAUAGUGAAAUCCAUGUAUCCGUUUCAUUGUGCAAGUAUCACUGUAUGAAAUUACUAUUAUUUUGCCUUCAA